Messenger RNA from Oncorhynchus kisutch (coho salmon), 1076 nucleotides. It is a transcript of the gene figla, whose product is annotated as folliculogenesis specific bHLH transcription factor. NCBI's taxonomy places the organism in Eukaryota, Metazoa, Chordata, Actinopteri, Salmoniformes, Salmonidae. Gene Ontology annotation, molecular function: RNA polymerase II transcription regulatory region sequence-specific DNA binding; DNA-binding transcription factor activity, RNA polymerase II-specific; protein dimerization activity. Gene Ontology annotation, biological process: developmental process; regulation of transcription by RNA polymerase II. Bases 188 to 865 code for a protein of 225 amino acids. The transcript has 6 exons. The record is from RefSeq and is a predicted model, not a curated record.
AUGGCCUUAAUAGCAAACACGUGACACUUUGCAUAAUUAAGUGGAUGUGAUUGUGAAAAGUCACAAACCGGUAAAUCCAGCUUCACAGGUGUGCGCUGGAUUAAAUUAAUUAACGAAACAGAUGGUAAUUUAUCUUCAAAGUGCCUCAUUGUAAUUGGAUUGUGUUAUCUACUGUAAGAUAUCGGAUAUGACCACACACGUAAAAUAUAUCACUAUGAAAAGCUUUGAAGUUAAUGCUGCGGUGAUGAGUGUCCCUGAGCGUGAGUUGAUGGGUAACAUUUUGGUGAGUGAAACAGGUGAGCCCUUGCUCCCAAGUCACUCCAACAUAGCUAAAUUCAAACGAGGGAACGAUGGCCUUUAUGUUCACACUGAGGACUGGAGUGAAAUUGUGAAGAGAAGACAAUUGGUAAACGCCAAGGAACGAAUGAGAAUCAAAAACAUGAACAGCAUGUUCUCCCGUUUGAAGCGUAUGGUACCACUGAUGCGUCGUGACCGUAAACCCAGUAAAGUGGAUACGCUGAAGGCUGCCACAGAAUACAUCAAGCUACUGGUGGCUGUACUACAGGACUCUGACAGUAAUAAUGGGAGCAAGACUGAUUUCUUGAAGAAUGCGAUCAACUAUGCAACUUCUGAUGGGAUGUGUGGUGAUCUGUGGAGGGUGGAUGAGCUGCUGGACAGUGUGUCAGGAGUGUCCGGUAGUGAGUUGUCCGACGGGGUGACUAUGACUCUUCCCUUGGUGACUACAGGGUUUGGAGCAGGAGAUGGAGACGUGAGUGGGCUGGUGCUGCACCACUGUGUGAUGCCCACCUACCAGUACAUCAUCCAGGUGGCACCGGACCAGACCAUGAUGUUCCAGCCCAGUUGAGAGGAAUGGUAGAGAGGCCCAUCCUGGACUCAACAUACCUUCCAGGGGCUAUGCUUCAGAUGGGAGAAUGUUCUCGGAAGGAAAACAGACGGAAGGAUGUUGUAUUUGUUAAAUUAUAUUUUAUGAGUUUGUUUGGUACAUGGUGUUUUGUUAAACUUUAUUUAUUUGUACAAUAUUCAGCAGCCCCUUAUAAUAAAAUGAUAAGCAUGGA